UCCAAUUUCAUGCUACUAUUUUGGAACUAAAAGUUUUUAAAAACAAACAGCAUAAUUAUUGUAUUUAAAAGUACUCAUUCUUGCCAAACUUUGGAAUGAAAUUGAGAAAGAACACCGUUAUAUUGUUUGUGCUUAAAAUACACAACUGUAAUUGGAAUGAACGCAAUGCUUUUCUUGUAAUUGAAUUACAAACAUUCUAAAUCAAAUUAUAAUUUUCUUUCUCCCUCUUUCGUUCGUUUUCUCUUCGUUCUCUGUCUCGCGUUCCUUCAAAACAAGUAGUUAAUGGGCUUCGAAUGCUUCCGUUGUUCAAAUUACAUGAGCGAAAAUAAAAUCGAUCUAUAUAAGUCUUAAAAGGCGGUUUUUAAAGCAUCAUUUUUUCCUUUUUUUUCCCUCCUUGAACAUGACGUCAUCAUGGCGGCCAACAUACUAGGCAAAGAUGAAAAUGAUACACAAAUACAUGAGACACGUGGCGAUGCUGUGUCGCUCACUAAAUGUAUACAAGUUAUGAAUUCUUAUGGCCGUGAAAUUAUUUUUGUAAUAGCCCUCAUUUUUACAGGAAUAGCUGCUCUGAGAAAUGGUCCAUUGAAAACUAAAAAAGUCACUCCUCCAGAACUUUUCUUCCUUCCACCUUCAUUAGUAACAGAUUUUUACCAAGGAAAUGUAAAAAAUCUUCUUUCAUUACUGUCCGAGAAAGACGUUUCUCUUGUAGUAUAUUAUGCACCUUGGGAUGCAUCAUGUCUUCAGUUCAGACCAGAAAUUGAAACUGUUGCUAAAUUUUAUCAUAAUGAGAUAUUUUUUGCUGCUGUAAAUUGUUGGUGGCCAGAAGGAGAAUGCAGUAAAAAAUUCAACAUUGUAUCUUAUCCUGUUGUUUUAGUCCAUAUUCAUGAUGUCGGGAUUGUAAGAUAUGAAGGGCCAUUAAUAUCUACUUACAUCAUAUCUUUCUUAGAUUAUGUUCUCACUCCAUUGGUUCCUUUACAUCAUACUGGAGAAUUGUUGGACCUCCUUACAAAACAUGAGGCUGUUUUAGUUGCAUUUUUUGAAUUUGGUGAAGGGUCAUAUCCUUUCGAUUAUACAAUGUUUUAUACAGCUUCUUUAAAGGCUUUAACUACAGAUCCUAACAGAAGGAUAUGUUUUGCUGUGAUAACAAACAAAAAAGAUGCAAUAAAUUUUAAACUAAAAUCAAAUUUUCAGUUAUUUCUUUGGAAUUCUACAGAAAUUUAUUCUGAAAAUGUUACUACACAUUUGGAAAUAUUGAAAUGGGCUUAUGGAAAGCUGAAACAUGUAUCAGAAUGGAUUACUCCUCCUGGUGUGAAAAGUAAAAUUCUAGCCGAGACAAUAGAAAAUAAACCCACUAUAAUAUUGUUCACUCCAAGAAAUAUAUUAUUAGAGUAUUCGCCUUAUUAUAGCCUGUUUAAAGAAGUAGCUUUGGACUACAAUAAUUGUAAAGAUCAUCAGCUGAUCAAAUCUCUCAUCCAUCGCCUGGUGCUAAGACGGCAUGUAUUGCAAGAAGAGCUUACAAAAAUCAUUGAAAAAUGUCACAGGAAUGAUUCAGAGCAUAGUUCUGAUAUAUGCCGUCGACGUCCCGACCUCUGUGAUUUAACUUGCUGCCGGACCACUAAUUUCAAACUUAAGUUAACUCAGACUUGUCUUUGUAGAAUGUGUCUUCAUCAUUUUAUAGAAAACUUAGAACAAAUGAAGCUUUCCGAAUGUGAAAACACUUUAGAACUCAUAUUGAAAAGUUUCAAUGUCAAAGAGCUUACGAACUUUAGGAACUGUAGUGAUGUAGAAGUGUCAUUCCCUGUCAAGUUUGGCUCGUACAGGCAAUUGAGCAUUCACUGUGGCACUGAACUUCCUUCCAAGGCAAUCAACAAAGGACUUUCCGAGAAAGAAAUUUCAGAAUUGAAAGAUGACAUGAUCUUAGCAAUGAUACAAAACAAUGAGAAAAGGUUGUGCCAUCGCCUUAGAUAUGCUCUAAAUUACUCCGAACUGAAUUUUCCCAGUUUUCCAACUUCAGAUAAUAAUACCUGGCAGAAUAACUUCUCUGGAUUGGGGUGCCAAACUAACCGAACUCUGACAUUUAUUGCAAUGGAUGUUAUUUUGUAUCAUAGUUUUGCGGAGAACUUGGGGAUAGAUGUUUCUAAUAACCAUCAUCAAACUACUGCUGUUAUCAUUGAAACGACGCAGGAAAAGCAGUAUGUUUUAGAGGGCCUAAUAAACAAAAAAUCACUAGUGGAAUUCAUAAAAAAUUACACGGCUGGAAGUCUUGGUCGUCAUUUCCGAACUCCCAUACGAAAAUUGGAUGGUUGUAAAAGUAACGAAAAUGCAGAUAUUUGUGUUGAAGAAAUCUCCGGUGCCACAUUUUCUGAAAUUGUCUUAGAUGAAACUAAAGAUGUUGUCUUGAUGUAUUAUGCUCCUUGGUGUGGACCAUGUAGCUCAAUUGCUCAUGUAUUUCUAAGUGUUGCAGAUUAUUUUUCCAAUAUUAGUGACAUAAAGUUUGCAAGAAUUAAUGGUGAUGAAAAUGAUUUACCUUGGGAGUAUACAGUUGAAAAGUAUCCAGCUAUUAUUUUCUUCCCUGCAAAAAGGAAAAGUGAAAGCAUUGAGUUUCCCUCCAACUUGAUGAUAACUGUGACAAGUUUAAUGCAUUUUGUUUUGGUCCAUGCCCAAAGUAAGGUACGCUGGCUGGCUGCAAUGGAAAUGUGCAACAGAGAAUGCGUAGCACAUAAUCUCAUCAUGUCUUCCAAAGAAAUGAGAAGAUUAUAUCGCGAAUAUCGUGUCUUGUUAAAUAACUUCCAUUUUGCAGAGCAAAUUGUUUAUGGACCUAAGAAAUUCAGAACUUCUCUUUCGAAAAAUAGAACUGUUAAAGAGCCAAGCUUAAAUUAUUUAAAAAAUGUAUACUUGAAAGAUGUUAUUGAAAGAAUCCAUGAAAAAAGGACGCAAAUUAAUAAAGCUUUACAACUGCUUGUAAUUUUGAGAAAAAAGAGAGAUGCUUACCUCCUGAAUGAAUCGGUCGACAAGAAAAAUGGAAUUCGAGGAAAAAAAAUUAAGCAUGUGGAGGUCAGGUCAAGAAAGGUGAAGGAUGAACUAUGAUAAAACAACUAUUUAAUAAAUACUAGGUUCUUUGAAUUAAUCGAGUCUGAUAAUGAAACCUUGCAUACAUUUUAAAAUGAAUUUUAAAGCUUUACCACUGACUAAGCUUACGUUCGACGAGCACGACCGGUAGCGCCCGGUUAGUUAAUCACGUGACAGCUAAUGAUCACGUGCUCCAAUCAACCAAUCAACAGCUUAGAAUGGUAACCGGAGCGGUAACCGGUUGAUGAUAGAACGCUGCGGUUAGUAACCGGUUACUUACCAGUCGACCGGUGAGGUUCGUCGAACGCAAGGUAAAGUACUUUGCUAUUAAAUUGAUUUAUGCCAACGUUUAAUUCUUACCUCAUGAACCUAAACAAUAACAAUUAAAAUGCACUUAAACUGCAAAUUUGACGAUUCUUUUAAUGACUGGAAUGCUCCGCACCCUGCCACUCACCAACCCCCAAAGAUUGCUUCCCAACCUUAUUUGGUUCACUGAGGUUUAAAUUACCUGUUAAAAAGAAUCAGGUUUAAAUACACAUUAUGAUUAAAACAAAAUAAAAAUCCUUUUCCUGCAGAAAAUAGAAUUUUUGUUAAAAGCUCAUUAAAUUAAGAAAAAAAAUUAGAAUCUCACUCCAACCUGAAGACAAAAAGAACUUGGUAAAAAUAUAGAACUUGGUGUAACAAAAUUAUUAAAAAAAGAAAACACUUCAAAGAGUGACCUCCCCUAGGAUCCAAACUAACUUAUACCCAA
This is a messenger RNA of Uloborus diversus, 3820 nucleotides long. RefSeq names its product thioredoxin domain-containing protein 11-like. The transcript is spliced from 13 exons. The record is from RefSeq and is a predicted model, not a curated record. Lineage: Eukaryota; Metazoa; Arthropoda; Arachnida; Araneae; Uloboridae. The coding region runs from base 412 to 3087 and encodes 891 amino acids.